Messenger RNA from Cygnus olor (mute swan), 3252 nucleotides. It is a transcript of the gene EPN3, whose product is annotated as epsin 3. The coding region runs from base 458 to 2368 and encodes 636 amino acids. The record is from RefSeq and is a predicted model, not a curated record. Gene Ontology annotation, biological process: endocytosis. The transcript is spliced from 10 exons. NCBI's taxonomy places the organism in Eukaryota, Metazoa, Chordata, Aves, Anseriformes, Anatidae. Gene Ontology annotation, cellular component: clathrin vesicle coat; plasma membrane; endosome. Gene Ontology annotation, molecular function: phospholipid binding; clathrin binding.
ACGUCGGCACGGCCCCGGCGUGGUUCUGUGUCGGCUGGGGAAGCGGCGUCCCGAGUUCGAGAGCCCAGUGCCGGCGGAGAGGCCGGCUGUGGCGCGGUGGCUGUGGCGCAGGGAGGUGCCGGCUUCGUGAGCUGGGUGUUGGGACGGGCACCGGUAAUCGCCGGCCGCGCUCGUGGCUGGGCAGGGGAGAUAGGCCUGUGCCCGGCAGCCUUAUCGUGGAGCAGGGAAGCGUUGCCGGUGAGUUUUGGGGUGGGAGCUCUGCGAGGAGCUCAGCUCCCAGCCCGGCUGUGGGGAGCUCCAGCCUGCUUCCAGCCUCUGCCUCUUGGCUUUGCUGAUCCCCCGAUACAAUGAGGGUAGUGGUGUUUGACCACCCUGUAGGUGCCGGUGAGGCCGUGAGCGCCCGUCCCUUCCCUGCCGCGAGCGCCCGCCGCCGGCGGGCCCCGGGCAGCGCGCAGCCAUGACGACCUCGGCCCUGCGCCGGCAGGUGAAGAACAUAGUGCACAACUACUCGGAGGCAGAGAUCAAGGUGCGGGAGGCCACCUCCAACGACCCCUGGGGGCCUCCCAGCUCCCUGAUGUCGGAGAUUGCGGACCUCACCUUCAACACGGUGGCCUUCGCCGAGGUCAUGGGCAUGAUCUGGCGGCGGCUGAACGACAGCGGCAAGAACUGGCGCCACGUGUACAAAGCCCUCACCCUGCUGGACUACCUCAUCAAAACCGGCUCCGAGAAGGUGACCCACCAGUGCCGGGAGAACCUCUACACCAUCCAGACGCUGAAGGACUUCCAGUACGUGGACCGCGAUGGCAAGGACCAGGGCAUCAACAUCCGGGAGAAGGUGAAGCAGGUGAUGGCGCUGCUCAAGGACGAGGAGCGGCUGAAGCAGGAGCGGGCGCACGCGCUGCAGACCAAGGAGCGCAUGGCCCUUGAGGGCAUGGGCAGCGGCAGCCACCAGGCCGCCUACGGCCGCCGCACUUCACCCUACGGCGACGACUACGGCCGGACGCGGGGCUCGCCCUCCUCCUUUAACUCAUCGUCCUCAUCCCCACGGUUCGCCUCUGACCUGGAGCAAGCGAGGCCGCAGACGACGGGCGAGGAGGAGCUGCAGCUGCAGCUCGCCCUGGCCAUGAGUCGGGAGGAGGCCGAGAAGAAGCCACUUCCUCCACUUUCCAGUACAGACGAAGAAAGGCAAUUGCAGCUAGCGCUCGCGCUGAGCAAAGAGGAGCACGAGAAGGAGGUGAGGGCUUGGCAAGGGGAGAACUCCCUGCUGCAGAGAGCCUUGGAAGAGACUGCCCAGGGUGGGGAGGAAGAGGAGGAAGAGGAUAAGAUGAAGAAAAGCCAGUCCUCUAUCCUGGAGCUGGCAGAUAUAUUCGGGCCGGUGCCAGCCCCCUCCAGCCACACGUCUGUCGACCCAUGGGAUGUGCCAGAUGUGAAGCCCAAAGCGGAGCCGGUAGCCUGGACCGGCACGACAGACCCCUGGGUGCCAGUGCCGGCCGGCAGCGGGGAGCCCCUGCCCCAGGCAAGCGCCUCGUCCCAGCAAACCCCCGCCGGGCCCUGGGAUUUCCACCCCGCCACUGCCGAUCCGUGGGGGAAGGCACCUGCCCCUUCUGGCUUCUCUCCUGGGGACCCCUGGGGGACAACGUCCCCUCCUGCCCAGGGCUCCGGUGCUGUGCCGGCGACCGACCCUUGGGCUGCUGUGGCUGAGCCACCUCCUAACCCCGCUGCAGGGGGGGACGCUUUCGACCUGUUUGCAAAACCUCCCGAGGCGGCUGAGCAGCCGGAGCCGGAGCAUUCGCAGCCGCCCUCCUCGGCCAAGUCCAGCAGCCCCGCGGAGCUGGACCUCUUCGGAGACCUGUUCCCCAGCACCAAGCAGGACGGGGCGAAGAGCUUCGACCUCACCAACCUGGCAGACUCCCUGGCCGAGUCCUGCAAGGAGCGGAAGGACUGUAAAACCCCUGAGGCCUUCCUUGGCCCCGCCGCCUCCUCCCUGGUCAACCUGGACUCCCUGGUCGCGCCGCCGCAGGCAGCCAAGACGCGCAACCCUUUCCUCUCGGGUCUCAGCACGCCGUCCCCCACCAACCCCUUCAGCCUCGCCGAGCAGCCCAAGCCCACGCUCAACCAGAUGCGGACCAGCUCGCCCGUGCCCGGCCUGCCCACGGGCCUCCCUGUCAACGCCAUGACCUACAGCGCCUCGCUGCCGCUGCCGCUCAGCAGCGUCCCCGCCGCCCUCCCCGCCUCCGCCAGUGCCUUCCCCCAGGCCGGCGCCGGGCCCUUCCCUGAGCUCCCCAGCACCCUGCCGCAGCCCUUACUGCCGCUGAGCGGACCCCCAGCCCCCCCGGCCUCACAGGGGGGCCUCAACCCCUUCCUCUGAAGGCUCUGGACCAGCAGCACGUGUAGGCUCUCGCCCCUUCCCCGGCUGUUACGGCCCCCCGGCAUUUCCUCCUGCAGAGACCCUUAGGGCAGCCGGGUCACUCGCCGCAGCGGAGGACGCCUCGCGCCAGGGGGCAUGGGCAGCCAGCAUGGAACCCACAAGAGGAGCCCGGCCUCAUGGGGUGACCCCCGCAGCCACCAGCGGAGGGGCCAUUGCAAGGGCUUCGUUUUUGGGGCCCCACGCAUCGGGCGGGGGUCCCAGUGCCAGCACUGCGCUCUCGCUCCCUUUUGUCGCGGCGCUUGCAUGGAGCCCCCGGGGCUGCCGGCUGCGCUACGGGACGGUCCCGGGGCCGGGGAGGAUUUGGAGCUUUCCCCUUUCUGCUCCUUUUUCCCUUGAAAUGUGCCCCCCCCGCCUCAAUCUCAUCCCCCCAAAUGCUUCGCGCUCUCCCCGCUCUCCUGGAUGCCGCUGCUCCGCUUGGCCCCAUGGCCCUGCUCUCCUGUCACCUGUGUUAUUUGCCAGCCGGGGGUGCCCCGGCCCCGCACCCCCUGUAUGCUCAGCGGACUUUGAGCCCCCCCCAAAAUCUCUGGAGCCCCCCCCCAGAGCCUCGAGCAGAGCCUGGACCGGGACCUCCCGACCCCAGCAGCCGCUGCCUGGGGUUGGGGUGCGGAGGCGGGUGGUGCUCGGGGGGUGUCAAGGGGAUGUUAGGGGUGGGCCAAGGGGGGGGGUCUGGGGAAAUCCUGGGGGGGUCCAGGGGGUGUCGGGGGUGGGGGGGUGGCAGGCGUAAUCGCUUCGGUGCGUGCGUUAGCACCCGCUGCACGGUACCGGGGGCUCUGCGGCUGUACCUAGGACCCCGUGAAGCGACCGUACGACAAUAAAAUUCUCCA